Periophthalmus magnuspinnatus is the source of this 2757-nucleotide messenger RNA. It is a transcript of the gene acp2, whose product is annotated as acid phosphatase 2, lysosomal. The record is from RefSeq and is a predicted model, not a curated record. Lineage: Eukaryota; Metazoa; Chordata; Actinopteri; Gobiiformes; Gobiidae. Gene Ontology annotation, biological process: dephosphorylation; lysosome organization. Gene Ontology annotation, cellular component: lysosome. The transcript is spliced from 13 exons. Gene Ontology annotation, molecular function: acid phosphatase activity. The coding region runs from base 67 to 1317 and encodes 416 amino acids.
AGUGUCCGUGUUUGCGGGGUUAGCAGAUGCGGGCUAGCUCUUCCUUCAGGCGGACACUCUGCAAACAUGAACCCGGGCCCCCUCCUCACCCUCCUGGCCCUGAGCUGUGUCCGAGGGCCAGUGGUCAGCGGAAGAGAGCUGGUUUAUGUCACUGUGCUCUUUCGCCAUGGAGACCGCUCCCCCAUCCGGGCCUACCCCACUGACCCGUACCAGGAGAGCGCCUGGCCUCAGGGCUUCGGGCAACUUUCCCAGGUGGGCAUGAAGCAGCACUAUAACCUGGGACAGUUCCUUCGAAAGCGCUACACCGGCUUCCUCAAAGAGUCUUACGAUCGUCAAGAGAUUUCGGUGCGAAGUACAGACUUUGACCGGACCCUGAUGAGCGCAGAGGCGAAUCUCGCAGGUCUGUACCCUCCAAAUGGCUCCCAGGUCUUCAACCCGGACAUAAAAUGGCAGCCGAUCCCCGUGCACACCGUCCCAAUGCCUGAGGAGAGGCUCCUUUCAUUUCCUCUGUCUGACUGCCCUCGCUACAAACAGCUCAUGAGCGAGACGGAACAGACGCCGGAGUUUCGCAACGUCACCGCGUUCUACCAGGACGUCAUCGAGCUGGUGAGAAACAAAACUUUAUUAAACAAGACGAACAUUGAAUCCGUUUGGGGCGUCUACGAUACGUUAUUCUGCGAGGCUCAGCACAACAUGACUCCUCCAGACUGGGUCACUCCUGACGUCAUGACCAGCCUCAAAUACCUGAAGGAUUUUGCAUUUCGGAUGGCGUUUGGGAUCUACAAGCAAACGGAAAAGAGCCGUCUUCAGGGAGGUCUGCUUUUAGGAGAAAUCGUAAAGAAUCUCACUCUCAUGGCUACGGAAAACCCCAAACCAAAACUCAAGCUCAUGAUGCUGUCUGCGCACGACACCACCGUAGCCGCUCUUCAGGCCAGUCUAAAUGUUUUCAACGGAAUCCAGCCGCCGUACGCCUCGUGUCACAUCUUUGAGCUCAACAAGGAGGAGAACGGGGCUUACACAGUCUCCAUGUUUUACCGCAACAACACUGAACUCUACCCAGUGGAGUUACCCGGCUGUGCUCUUGACUGCCCCCUUGAGGACUUCAGAGCACUUACGAAACCUUCUAUUUCGGACGAUCGGGAUCAGGAAUGUCAACUUCCUUCACCGGGAACGAGCAAAGAAGUAAUAAUUAGCUUAGCGGUGUCCGGCUGCGUGCUCUUCAUCCUCAUCGCCACCCUCCUCGCCGUCAUCUGCCGCCAAACGGAGCCGAUGAGGUCGCGGGGAUACCAACAUGUCAUCAACGAGGCCGAGUCCUGACAGAAGUGCGAGCUCCUUCCUCCCAAAUGCACGCGCCUCACAUCCUGGGACGAGAAUACGGAAGACGAGAGCGAAGAUGAACUUUGACCUCUCUGCUCCCGCUGAAUGAACUGUGAAUGAACUCCAGGGGGCGCUGUGAUCGGAAAGGCUCUGUUUUCGGCUGUCGGUGGGUCCAAUAAGUGGUUUCUGCUGGGAGAGGGACUAACGAUCGCCCUUUAAAAAUGAAUUGUGUGUAUAAAUAAAGCGGGAUGUUGUAAAGUACUUUUGAUAAUUGUAUAUUUGGAAGUAGAACGUUUUAUAAAUUCAAGGGCUACGUUUUAAAGAACUGGAGUUUAAGGAGUGAACGUGCCUUAAUCCACCUCCUUUUUGUUUGUCUUUUUCACUCAAACUUCCACAGAUUUACACAGGUUUCACUGGGACGCAAUGCAAUAUUCAAAUAUCUUGCAAAUAUUACGUGAACUUCCCCAAAAAGUUGCAUAAUAUUGAGCGUUUUGUUUAAAGGUUCAUGUUACACUGUUGUUCUAAUGUCGUUUCCUCGUCACAAACAGACCUGGAGUUGUGUUUUGUUUCAUUCAGACACGUUUAAACGCACAAAGUCUGCAUUUUUGAACUCCACACGUUACUCAAACAUGCGAAUGAAACAAAACACAACUCCAGCUCUGUUUUUUUGAGGAGGAAACGUGACUUUAAAGCUGCAAAGGUCCGUUUUGUGCGAUUAUAGGACUUUUUUUUAAGAUGAAUUGAACAUGUAGCUUCAAUAGAAAUGUUCUUAUUCUGUGACGAGGGGCGACUUCAUGCACUGGAACACUAGCACACGUUUAACUAAAAUGCAAUUUAUCUGUUUAUGUUCAAAAACGAGUGUGGGGUGAACACGUUUUGUACUUGCUCAAAUAAAAUAAACAUUGGAUUUGUUGAUUUGCACGACUCUUAUCCUCUCAGUCAUGAAUUAAUCUUUUGAAUUUUGAUACUUGGUUAAGUCUCUUUAAACUCAAGAUCUCGACUCCUCCCCCUGUUCCGUGUUUGAGUCUCGGCGAGCGGCUUUUGAUUUAAUUGGGAUGUUCCUCAUAAACUUGUUAAGAAGGAAAUGAAACCACAUGAUCUGAGGCAGCGCAUAGUCGAAAAGUCUGAAGUGGCAUCGGGUUUAAAAGAGCAAGAGUCAAGGGGGCGGGGCCAGACAUGUUUAGGUUAGAGCUACUGUAGAGUCUGGUAAUGUCUGGAAUGGUCCGCUGGUUUGGGAACCUGACUGUCUCUAAAGAUCACCACAGACCCCUCGUGUUCACACAAUCAUCUAGAGCAGGGCCGUCAAACUCACAUUCACCGAGGGCCACAUCUGCAAAAUGGCCGCCAUCAAGGGCCAGAUGUGACUGUGCGGCUCGAUAAAUGUCACUAAAUGUAAACGAAUGUCAUGUAAAAUAAAUGUAACUACUUUUUCACUUGUUA